CAACCCUAGUAGCAUUCCAUUUUCCGUUCAAACGGUUUUUUUGUGCGCGUCGCGCUUUUGUUGAUUGACUGAUAUAACAAUACAGUAAUUUGUUAAGAUGGACACGCCGCGCCGUAAGCUGCGCAACUUGCACAUGGUGAACGUACAGAACAGCAGCACUCCAAUUCGCGUCCCGCCGUCGCCGAUGUUAAAAAGGCUUGGUCACGGUACCGGUGUUAGCGUUUACCGCCUGGAUCGCUCACCGCGAUGCGGCCAAAUCCGGUCGCCGUGGGCUGUGAAGCGGCUCAAUCAAAACAUGCGGGUUAAGAAGGACACGCUCUUCAACGAACGGAUUGUCCACGAGGCGGAAAUCCUGCGUAAGCUGCAGCAUCCGAAUAUCGUAGGUUUCCGUGGAGUCAUCACCAAUGAAGAGGGCCUUAAUACUCUUGCGCUCGAAAUGUGCACUACUUCGCUUGGUUCCAUACUCGAGGAACGUCACGACGAAGAUCUAGGUCCGCUUCAGGCUAAACACACUUAUAAGAUGAUUAUGGACGUUGCUCUGGCCCUAGAUUUCCUUCACACUGAGGCUCGGUUGCUGCACGGCGACCUCAAAUCCUUUAAUAUCCUGGUUAAGGGAGAGUUUGAGAUCUGCAAGCUGUGCGAUUUCGGGGUCUCUCUGCCGCUGGACGAGCAGGGCGAGAUUAAUUUUGUUAAGAAUCCCGAGCUGCGCUAUGUGGGAACUAGCCUUUGGUGCGCGCCAGAGGUCAUGGACGAUGUGGACAUCAUAGACAGCAAAGCAGACAUUUUCAGCUUUGGUUUGGUUAUCUACGAAACCCUGGCCCUGGUGCCGCCACAUACCUUAGAACUCGAUGCAGCGCUGGGCGAGGAUAUGGACAGCUCCCACGAUUUGACCACUGAUGCUGAGAAACUGCAGCGCAAGCAUCUUACCUUUUCAGACAAUGAAAGUAAAGGUGGGAAAGAUCCUGAAGUCGAAGAAGAGCAUACAGACAACGAUAUGAGUCAGGAUGUGGCUGAGGAGGAAAAAAAGGCGGUCGAAGAGGAAGAGGAUGACACCAAGGAGAACGACAUCUCUGAUUUUUCUCUAAACAACCUUCAUUCGGCUUACGGCACACGCCCGCCUCUGCCGGUGGCCUUUCAGCUGAGCGACGAUUACAACUGCAUAGUUGAGCUAUUCUACCUUUGCACGAAUACUUUGAGCGAAGAUCGUCCAGCGGCCAAGACUGUUUGGCAGUGCCUUGAGAACAAUUCCGCAAAUGUGACGACAGUAAGCGAUUAGACUGAUCAUCACAUUUAAUCUCCACACUCUUCCUUCCUUUGGAAUCUAGCUCUAAAAUUUCAAAUUUCUGGAUGUCCUAAUUUUGUUUGCUUUUAUAAAUAAUAAGCUAUAACUUCUACUUUGUAAGAAAAACUUGUCGGCGAUUGCACGCAUGAAGUCAAAAUUUAGUAUGGUGUACAUAUGUAUUCAGCAGCCAAAAAAGAGAUCGAUUGAAUCGGGUCCCAACUAAAAUAACUUUAUGGUUUCAAAAAUUUAAGACAUAAAUGUUGUCAACAAUAAAGCUUAUAAAAAGUAUUAAUUUUGAAAAAACGCUACUAAAUGUAUAUAAAACUCGUAACUCAUUAUUGGUAUUUAAACUAUAAGAUUUUGUUAUUGAUAAGGUUUGUUCACAAUAGAAGUGAUUUUUGUAAGGUGAAACUAAGUUAAAUUGAUCCAAUAUUAUAUAAAAGUAUUGCUGGUACCAAGUAAACACAUUUUUCAACUUGA
Drosophila ficusphila is the source of this 1762-nucleotide messenger RNA. Its product is annotated as lymphokine-activated killer T-cell-originated protein kinase. The record is from RefSeq and is a predicted model, not a curated record. The transcript is spliced from 3 exons. The coding region runs from base 98 to 1276 and encodes 392 amino acids. Gene Ontology annotation, biological process: protein phosphorylation. NCBI's taxonomy places the organism in Eukaryota, Metazoa, Arthropoda, Insecta, Diptera, Drosophilidae. Gene Ontology annotation, molecular function: ATP binding; protein kinase activity.